CUAUCUUGUGUUUGCUAGCUAAGUAAAUGCGAUCAGCAGAUUCCACACACAAUUAUUCAAGGUUUAAUAAAAUAUUGCCGGUUUAAAAAUAGAUAUACGUUUUAGGAAAUACACAAAUGACUCAAUUGUUAGUAAAUAGUUUGUUUUGUUGUUGUUGCAGUUAAAAUUACGGUCUAAUUAAAAGCAAGUUCGCCACGAAAGUGCGACUCGCGUAAGGGUUGGGCGAGCAUAGCGGUGUAUUGUGGGAGAGACAGCAGCUAGAGAGGCACACACAAUAUGUGCUGGCUCUCGCUGAAAAGGAGGCAGUAUUCUUCAAGCUAAAUCAUGUAAUGUACGCGGCGAAAGGAAAGCGAUUUCACCUUUUCGUCAAUUAAAAGAGCACUCGAUCGGACGAACUAUGUCCAAGCCAGGGGAGAGGAACAAAUUCAACGAAGACCAUGGCAAAAAGCAGAGUUCAAGUUUGGCGAACGGCAUGGACAGUCAUCCCGUGUGCGGCUCGGCGGAGAAGCGGAGUCACCACUGGAGAAGUUACAAGUUGAUAGUGGACCCGGCGCUGAAGAAGGGCUCCCACAAACUGUAUCGCUACGAUGGACAGACUUUCAGCAUGCCUAACCCCGGGAGACCCCCGGUGGACAUGGUUCGAGACCCAAGGAUCGGUCGACUCUGGACGAAAUACAAGGAAACAGACCUCCCUGUGCCUAAAUUUAAGAUCGAUGAGUGCUAUAUCGGCCCCGUGCCCCCGAAGGAGGUGACAUUCGCCCGGCUCAACGACAACAUCCGGGAGGGAUUUCUCACCGACAUGUGCAAAAAAUUCGGCGACAUCGAGGAGGUGGAGAUCCUGUACAAUCCGAAGAACAAGAAGCACCUGGGAAUAGCUAAAGUGGUUUUUGAGAACGUCAAGUCUGCCAAGGUGGCCGUGCAGUCGCUGCACAACACCUCCGUGAUGGGAAACAUCAUCCACGUGGAGCUGGACCCGAAAGGUGAGAAUCGUCUGAGGUACUUCCAGCUCCUCAUGAACGGCAGCUACACGCCGAAAACACUGCCUGUUGGCGUGGAGGAGGCCAGGGAAGUGUCCCCUCGCAGUCUGGCUGAAGCUUUGCUUGCCUGUGAGCCCAUCCGCAGGUUGUCUGAGAGCAGCAUGGCGGUUGUGGGAGGGGCUUUGCCGCCCAGCAGCUCCAACACACCCCUGAGCCUGGAGACGGGCUACUCCAGCCUGAGGCAGGACACCCCGCAGUCCCAGGGAACCCCCCAUACGCCCCGCCAGCCCGGCACGCCCUACUCUCAAGAGUCCAACUAUUCAAGUCGGCAGUCCACGCCUGCGUAUCAGUCCGGCCGCGCCGAGAGCUCCGGCAGCUACAAGUCCCGCCGCCACGAAAGCAAGUUCCAGGAUGCGUACAACCGCAGACCGGAGCGGCCGCAGUAUCGCAGCAACAUGUAUCGGAACACGCCAUCCGAACAGUCGCCCUUUAAACAGCACCAGCUCACCCCUCCCGAACCUCCACCUUCCACCCCUACCUUCGCCUACUCUGCACCUCCACCUGCUACGCCCAACUUUAAGUCAGCCUUUUCCCCCUACCAGACUCCAUUACCUCCUGCGUUCCCGCCAGCAGAACCAGCGUUCCAUCACCCGGCCCAAAGGGAGGGGGAGUACCUCAGACCGCCCCAGCCCCCCUUGCCAGCUGCCGUCGACUUUUUACCGGUCAAGGAAAGACCAGAAACCCCCCCAGAGCCGCCACCAGAACCCGUGGCGGCCCCGGCUACCCCUCCUCCCCAAACGCCGGAGAGAUGCCCCUCACCCGGCUCCCCUGUGCACGACCUGGAGCGGAACAGUCUGGACUCCCGAAUCGAGAUGCUCCUCAAGGAAAAACGGACAAAGCUGCUGCCCUUCCUGGAGGAGCGGGACUCGGACAACGAGGUGCAAAUGGAGGGCAGUCCCAUUUCCUCCUCGUCGUCGCAGCUGUCCCCGAUCCCGCCUUACCUCGGCGGGCAGCAGAACUCCCGUCCGUGUAGCACGGGCCUGGAGGACAUCAGCCCGACUCCACUGCCGGACUCGGAGGACGACGAGCCGAUUCCCGGAGUCCACCUGUCGGUCAAGAGAGUCGGUUCUCCGGACAACGACAAGACGAGCAACAGCGACCUCAAGAACGCCACUUUAAGAGGGCGCUCCUCCACCGAAAAGAUGGAGACGGCUCAUCAGUCGUCGGGGGAGGACAUGGAGAUCUCAGACGACGAGACGUCAGACGCUCCUAUCACCAGCGGAGAUUGUAGCAAGGACAUCGUGGUCAACUCCGCCGUGUCUCCCAUGCAUACCAUGACCAUCCCCCCCGGGUACCACCCCUUACAGCACCAAGCCAGCUUCGCCAUGCACCACCACCUGGCCGCUCACCUGGCCGCCCACCCCGGAGUGCCUCCUCACAUGUUGGCCCCCAUCAGCCCUUACCCCCACGGCAUGAUGCCGCUAAUGCAAAUGGAGCUAAUGAGCCGGCUGCAGUGGAGCACCGUCCCCAUGUCGUUCCAGAUGCAGCAGCAGAUGCUGAGCCGCAUGGCUCAGACUCGAGGGCCCUACCUCUACCCUCAUUAUAUGGACAGCGCUGCGUUCGCGGGGCCCUACCAGCCUCUCUCCAUGGGCGCUGCUACGCACGCCACCGGUGCCCAGGAAUGGCAGAACCCCAGCAUACCACAAUUCAACCCCACAGUUCCCCCGCCGGGUUACGACGGCAAAAAGGAGGACCCCCACAAGGCGACCGUUGACGGCGUGCUGCUGGUUAUCGUCAAGGAGUUGAAGGCCAUCAUGAAGAGGGACCUCAACCGCAAAAUGGUGGAGGUGGUGGCUUUCAGAGCCUUUGACGAGUGGUGGGAGAAGAAGGAACACUCGGCAAAGGCGUCUUUGACUCCUCUGAAGGGCUCUGAGGCAAAAGAAGAGGAGCGACCCAAACCUAAGGAGACACUAGGCUCCAGCCUGCUGGAGAACUGGAACAAGGGCGAGGGGCUCGGCUAUGAAGGGAUGGGUCUGGGAAUCAGCCUGCGGGGCGCCAUCCGCUUGCCCUCUUUCAAGGUGAAAAGGAAAGAUCCACCUGAGGCUGCAGUGGCGGGCGACAACAAACGAGCCAGACCGUCCACGCCGGUAGACGACGAACUUGAGGAUGAAGACCGAGAGCGAGACCUGACCGAGCUCCCCGCAGACGAGCCAAAAAUGGACGGCGACGCCUUCGCCAAGCGGCGGCACUCCAGACCCCGUGUGCUGGACAGUGAGGGCGAGGAGGAGGAGGACACCUCAGAGAAGGAGGAGUCUGUGUCUGACAGGGAGGAAGGCGAGUCAGACGAAACGAAGGUUAGAGACAGACUCGCGCCAGGCAAGAAGAAGAGUGGCGAUGAAGAGGACGAUGGGGAAGAGGUGGGAGGCUCGUCUGGAGAUAGUUCCUCCUCAGAUUCAUCUGACGAUGAGGCGGGGAGUCCGGCGUCCUCCAAAGCCAGCUCCGACUCCACAUCGGAAAGCUCUGACUCCUCCUCUGAAAGCUCCAGCUCUUCAGAGUUCGAGCCCAGCUCAGACGAAGAGGACGAUGAAGCAUCAGAGGAGAAUCGCAAAGGUGCUAGGACUUCUUCGUCUUCUUCCUCGUCGUCCUCCUCCUCCUCUUCUGAGGGAGAAGAUGAGGACGCAGCCGUCAAACCGCCGAGCCCCCCCUCAGCGCCUCUUGUGGAGGUGAAGGAGGAGUAUCAGGAAGAAGUGAUUAGCAAACACAAGAGGAGACCUCCGAGUCCUCCGAGUCCUGAGGAGGAGUCGACAAAAGACGUGAAGCCAACGCUGCCUAAAGUCAAAGAGGAGGACAUCCAGAGGGACGGCGGCGUCACCGUGAAGUCUGAACAUGUAGCAAACCUUCGUCCCCCCACUCCCACGGGGACGCUCCCCGACAGCGACCAGGAGACGAAAGCAAAAGAAGGUCGUUCCCUCCUCCACCCUCCCUCCGUUCCGAUCCCCGAAUUCCCCCAGCGGGCCCGGCUCCCCACGGAGGAGGACAUCCCCCGCACGCCCGGCAGGGACUUGAUGGAGCGGGCUCGGGGUCUGGGGAAAUCCCAGAGCACCGACACGAUUCCCAUCACGCCCGGCAGCGACGCCCCCCUGACGGGCAGCAGCCUGCUGCUUAGCUCCCCCCACAUCCCCGGCAGCCCCUUUUCCUACCCCGCGCAGUCCCCGGUCCUCAGCGCGGGGCUCCCCCGAACCCCAGGGAGAGACCUAACCUUCACCCCCGUCUUCCCUGACCCCGCAGUACUAACGCUUAACCGGAAAAUAUCCUCUGAGAGUCUGGACGAUAGGCCAGUCUUCAAAGAGCCCCCCCUCAACUCCCUUCCCCAUCAGACCCAGUCUGCUGGCUCAGAGCUCUCCACAAGUGUCCCAGAAGACCUGUCCUCUGAUCUCUCCGUAGACGUUCCCGAGCCCUCCGACAGCACGCCGUCAAAGAAAAAGCCUGGGCGAACCAAAGUCAAAAAGGAGCUGGCGCCCUCUCCGGCCCACGAGUCGUUGGAGCUGUCGGCUGACUCCGAACCUCCGCCUCCUGAACCCCAUCUGGAGGAUCCAUCCAUUAAAGGGGUAUCUGCCAAGUCACCCAAACGCCACACUUUGGAUUUCCGGGAAGAAGACUUGACGCCUCAGACGGUGCUGCCGGCGGAGGACGGCCUGCUCUCCUGCGACGACGAGUCACCUGUGGUGGCUAAGUUUACCAGGAGGUCGCGGCGGUGCUGGGAGGAGCUGCUUCUGGGGAGCUUGUCUCCUGUCACGACGCCGCCACGCUCCUAUUUCGCCCGCCGCUCCGACUUUGAGGAGAUGACCAUCCUGUACGACAUCUGGAACGAGGGCAUCGACGAGGAGGACAUCCGGCUUCUGCAGAUCACCUACGACAAGAUGCUGCAGCUGGACAACGGCAACGACUGGCUGAACGACACGCUGUGGGUCAACCAUCCUCCAACCAACAUCCCUGGAGUGAAGAAAAAGAGGAGAGAUGAUGGCAUGAGGGAUCACGCCACCGGCUGUGCGCGAAGCGAAGGAUACUACAAGAUUGACAAAAAGGACAAGAUCAAAUACCUGCAGAGCUCGCGGCUGCAGUCGGAGGAGCCGCCCGUCGACACACAGGGCAUGAGCAUCCCAGCACAGGUCCAGGUUUCUACAAGAGCCGGUUCCGAGCGCCGCUCCGAACAACGGCGUUUGCUGUCCUCUUUUGCUUGUGACAGCGACUUGUUGAAGUUCAACCAGCUGAAGUUCCGGAAGAAGAAGAUCCGAUUCUGCAAAUCAAAUAUCCACGACUGGGGUCUGUUCGCCCAGGAGCCCAUCGCUGCGGAUGAAAUGGUGAUCGAGUACGUGGGUCAGAACAUCCGACAGGUGAUUGCGGACAUGAGGGAGAAGCGUUAUGAAGAAGAGGGCAUCGGGAGCAGCUACAUGUUCCGGGUGGACCACGACACCAUCAUAGACGCUACAAAAUGCGGAAACUUUGCCCGUUUCAUCAACCACAGCUGCAACCCCAACUGUUAUGCAAAGGUCAUCACCGUGGAGUCCCAGAAGAAGAUCGUGAUCUACUCCCGGCAGCCGAUCAACGUCAACGAGGAGAUCACCUACGACUACAAGUUCCCCAUCGAGGACGAGAAGAUCCCCUGUUUGUGCGGGGCGGAGAACUGUCGGGGAACGCUCAACUAAAACUCUGGACCAGGUCAGAAGGAUUUCCCACAGGGUGUGAAAGAAGCGCCGACUCCAACCUCGAAGAGGAGAAGCCGCCGGCGAGCCACCCCAACGAGGCUAAGCUACCUUCAUCUAUUUAACUCUAGAGAUUGUUUACGAUUCAUGGUGCUCUUAAAGGAACAAGCCGGUUCCUGCGUUUCCUCCCCACCGUCGCCUCAGAGAUGGACAGUAUUUCAGCACGGUUCCUCCCACAUCAUGUGAUCCGUGCACACUUUAGUUUUCUCAUUAGUUCGAUAAGCUUUACCCCUCACACACACUUGUUGUGGUACAAAACAACCCAGCUGCUCAAUAACACUGUCGGGAUGCUCGACCCCACCAGGCGUCUGCGUGGAAGCUGCAUCUUUUAUUUUAUUAUUAUUAUUUUAUACUGAAUAAAAGUCAAACUUAAUUUAUAAUAAAUGGUUCAAUCCUGCCGCGGAAUAUAAAACACAGUUUCUUUCUCCACCAGCCAAGAAUGGAUCAUGCUGCUUCCUAAUGGUUUAUGCAAGACGAUGUGCAUCAGUCAGUGUUGUCCGGAGGUUCUCUCAAAGACACUAGUAGUAGUUUCUGUUUCUCUUGAGAGUAUUCUGUCAAACUAUGUGCUGCCCCCUUCAGGCCAUGCUUGAAACAGCGUCUAUCUGCACCCGAACCUUUUCAGUUCCUCCACUUCAAGUGCCAUAGGUCUUUGUUUACCUGAAGAGGUUUGUCUGCUCCCUCAGAUGUGUUGACAGGGAAGCUGGGAGAAGUUUAGUUUCAGCUUCCUGUUUCACUCUUGAAUCACGUCGUUUCUUCAAAAAAAAGACAAUUUCUGGAUUGCUCUGAACCAGUCCGCUCCCCUUCCAAGACCAAGUCAGUCUUUGUUUUUUUAUUAAAUUGCAUUGAUUGUAGCUUUUUUUUCUUCUUUUCCAUCACUAAUGUUCAUAUUGUAUAUGAUAACUUGUACAGAAGAUCAAAAGCUUUUUUUUUAUAUAUAAAUAUCUAUCUCCAAAAAGGUAACACUUUUAAGAUCCAUUUCUUUUUUUUAAUGAAAGACUGAGUAUUUAAAAUAUUUUCAGGGAUCUGUAAAAGGAAUCUGACGAUUCAGAAAGGUUGUUUAUUUAAAGAAUAAGGUCCACUGUGUACAGGAAACGUCUCCGCUCCUCUCCUGAAAAGAUCGUUUCUUGUAGAAACAUCUUGGUAUUUUGCCCAUUUGCUUUGUAAUUCUACAACGUGUAAAUAGUGUAACUGUGAAUACGAUAUAAAUAUAUAAACAUAUAUUUUUGUUUCCCGGGUAUUUGCUACGUGAAGGCAGCGCGAAUGACGGCGAGGUGAGCGCUGACUUGGUAGCAGGAAAUUCAGCUUGUGUCAAGCUUUGAUUUUUUUUUUUUUUUUAAUUUUGUGUUGUAAAUUCUAUGAAAAGUUGUUUGCGGUGUGGAGAAUUAAAAAAAAAAAAAGAAGUGCAGAAUCGGCAUGGGAAGAGGCCUGAAGUGCCAGGCUUUUUUGUGUCUAUUUAUUAUAUGACAAAUGUAUUAAAUAAAAAAAAGAAAAAAAAAUGAAAUAAAGCAAUUUUGCAUACAUCCAUAAAAA
This is a messenger RNA of Oryzias melastigma (Indian medaka), 7270 nucleotides long. RefSeq names its product SET domain containing 1B, histone lysine methyltransferase a (gene setd1ba). Gene Ontology annotation, cellular component: Set1C/COMPASS complex. Lineage: Eukaryota; Metazoa; Chordata; Actinopteri; Beloniformes; Adrianichthyidae. Gene Ontology annotation, molecular function: protein binding; histone H3K4 methyltransferase activity; RNA binding. Bases 398 to 5683 code for a protein of 1761 amino acids. The record is from RefSeq and is a predicted model, not a curated record. The transcript has 19 exons.